AUGGCGAGCUCACCGACUUCAAAACAUCAGCGCAAUGUCUCAAAGUCAUCACGACCGCGUGCAUCAACCAAGGGACCACUGGAUAUUCCUGAAGAUGAACUUGUGCCUUCAGAUAGCCCACACUCCCCUCAGAAAUCCCAAAUCCAACGCCCCCGCUUGUCGAAUGAUGCUGGCCCUCUUGCCUCGUCGGAUCCCUUAGAUCUGCAUCCAUUGAAAGUCGAGCUCGAUAUUAUUCUAGCAACCCACGAUCUUUCUGCGGCGGCCACCAAGGACCUCUCAUUUUUACUACGCCCGGAAAUUUAUUAUCCUCUCUCCCAGCUUGAGGUUCCGCCUAUGUUUCGAUCUUCUUUUUACAACCCAUCGAUAGGGGAGUCUAUCAAUGCCUCUAUGGAUGUACUUAGAAAUCAGCUUGAACAGGGACAUUUCCUCCUCGCAGCCCAUCUGAGCGCAAAGCUGUUGACGUCUCCGCUCAUUAAAUCUUCGGAUGUGCAGCUGAUCUUUAAUUUGCUGUACACCCGCCUAGCUUGUCUUGAGCUGACAGGACACGGCUCAUUUGCUGCGCAGGAGUCCAAAGCAUUGGAAGACUUAAACUCGGCGUUUUAUUAUGUUGAUGCCGACUUCGAAGUGGACAGUGAUCCAGGACAACACGGUCGCGCUAGGCGCUCUUUUCAUAUAGUCCCAUGGCCGCUACGUGUUCUCGCGGUUCGUCUGCAAAGCAUUGCUUUCGGAGAUCCACGAAGAAGCAUCACCGGUUUAUAUGAGCUCGGCUUUGAAGCUAGAAGAGAAUUCAUGCAGCCGACCCUGGACAACACAGAGAAACAAGUAUGGAAGGAUAGGCUUGCAGAUCUAGGAAUUCGCGCUGUCAGUGCCCUUGUCGAGAUGGGGGAUCUAGAUGCAGCACGGCGAUCGUUAAGAAACUUGGGUAAUUCCGAAAACAUCAGCAACCAAGCUAGAGCUGUUCUUUUGGCUUUGCGAGUUGGAGAUCUGACUUCUGCUCGGGAAACGUUGAAAGGCUCUAGCGUGCUUCAGGAUGGGAUUUUGACCCCUUUGACCUCUAUGGCUGAAGGAUCUUAUGACGAUGCUACCGUGAAGUGGAAGGCUCUACUUAAGGGUCCGAUUGGUCCCAUGAAGCCCAUAGCUGUGCAAAAUCUCGCUGUCUGCCUUUUAUACACGGGUCAAUUGAACGAGUCUCGCUCGCUUCUAGAGUCACUCAUCAAUGAAAAUCAUUCCUUCCAAAGUCUUACUUUCAACCUUGCGACUAUAUAUGAGCUGUGCUGCGAUAACCCGCGGAGCCGAAAGUUGCGCCUAGGGGAGAUGGUAUCUCAGCAGACACACGCCGGGGAAGUAAAUCUAGAUCGAUCGAAUGCAGACUUCAAGCUAUGA
Molecule: messenger RNA, 1383 nt
Organism: Talaromyces atroroseus
Lineage: Eukaryota; Fungi; Ascomycota; Eurotiomycetes; Eurotiales; Trichocomaceae
Exons: 4
Coding region: 1-1383 (460 amino acids)
Cellular component (GO): Golgi apparatus; TRAPP complex
Molecular function (GO): protein binding
Source: RefSeq, a predicted model, not a curated record